ACGCCCCUAGAACCUGGCAGCCCCUACUGCCCCGUUGCCUUCGGCUUCCUCCACCUCGCAAGGCGCGGGGUAUUUCUCAAGAGCCCCAAAGAGGCAUGGGGGACAAAAAGCUUUGAAAAAAGAGAAGGUGUGGCAGAGUGGCCGCUGUUUUGUCAAGUGGAUACAUCAACCCAAAGUCUAAAGGUGAGAUCAUACAUGUACAUCUCAGUGCAGUUGUUUGGGAGAAAAGAACAUGAUAUCAAUCCCUCCUGCGUUAUGACACUAAUAUCAUUUUUUAAUCUGUGUGUAUAAAAUUAAGUAGGGUCAAAGAGAAGCUGGUAGGGGUAUUGAUAAUAUCUUUCUGUUUUUGUGUGUAAUGAUGUGUCUUUUUUAACAUUUUCAUAUUCGGCAAGAACAGGUCGAUCGCCACCAGCUGGGCAGACUGUUCAAAACUAGUGUUUUGGAUGCGGGUUUGGAUGGGAGGGAUUUAUCCCACAAAUCUUAUACAUCUGUACGUAUAGCCGCAACUUUCAUCGAAUUUAAUGGCCCUACCGAGUUCUGGACUUGCGCAAUUGUGAAAAAGUUACAUGUGGCAGCUGCAAUCAUUCCAAUCCUAAACGCACAACGUUACUCUAGUGAUUACAAUUAACGAUAGCAAUCGUUUAUGGAUUUCUCUCCACCAGUUCCAUGCAACUAACCCUGCAGAUACUAAAAGGGUAUCAUAACGGUCAAUAACUUACAUUAAUAAAAAUUGUAAUGCAUAAGUUACUCACAUAACUUACUUGGGCACACCGGAUUUCCCAGAUUGACUGUGUAAUCACACUCUUGGUCCUUAUUUUUUAGGGCUUUGCCACAAGAUUUGUCCUUACGGCCGCCAUGGAGAAUGGCGGUCGAUUCGCCGACAACCAGGUGGACCAGCUUCGACGCCUGGGGGGUGGUCAAUCCAGUCGGGUAUUGUGCACAUAUACAUCAAAAAAAUAA
Messenger RNA from Porites evermanni, 960 nucleotides. The record is from the annotation of a GenBank genome assembly. NCBI's taxonomy places the organism in Eukaryota, Metazoa, Cnidaria, Anthozoa, Scleractinia, Poritidae.